AUGGUGUAUUGCUUUGAGAAGCAAUUUAAUGCAGCUUACACUAAUUCAAAAUUUAAAGAAGUUCAAGUAGAAUUGAAGCGUCUAGGGUACUGUCGUGCGAAUCUUAUCCAUGAGAAGGGAACAAUAUGUACCUAUCAUGUGAGGGAGGUUGUUCUUCUAGGUAAGGGGAUGAAGAAAGUGGAAUUUGUUGUGCACUGUAAUUCAACUGAAUGUGAGCUCCAAUGUAUGUGUUGGUUGUUUGAGUUUGGAGGUAUUAUGUGUGCCCAUUCACUUUGUGUGCUCAUUGACAGAUCCAUAUAUGAGGUGCCAAAUAAAUACAUUAUUUUGAGAUGGAGAAAAGACGUGGAAAGAGGAUAUACAUGCAUUCCAACCACAUAUACUACAUUUGCGGCUGCUCUAAAUCCAAAGUUGCAUGAUAACUAUCACAAGACGUUGGAUAAGGUCCUAGAACUUGCUACCAAUGAUGAUGGUAAACAUAAAGUGAUUCAACCUGGGUUGAUGGAAAUCAAGGAUAGAGUGAGAACAGUUCAAUCGAGUAGUGCGAGUAAUGUCCCAUGUAAAAGUACUACACCAGCUUCUACUAGUACUUUACCACAUUCCCAUACUUCACCGAAAAGUCUGCAUUGUCGCAAUACUACAAAAGAAAGCAUCACUAGCAAGGUACUCAGUCCUUUGGUUGCUCACUGA
Messenger RNA from Camellia sinensis, 687 nucleotides. The record is from RefSeq and is a predicted model, not a curated record. NCBI's taxonomy places the organism in Eukaryota, Viridiplantae, Streptophyta, Magnoliopsida, Ericales, Theaceae.